This is a messenger RNA of Lolium rigidum, 1153 nucleotides long. Its product is annotated as protein YIP4b-like. Bases 54 to 893 code for a protein of 279 amino acids. The transcript is spliced from 3 exons. NCBI's taxonomy places the organism in Eukaryota, Viridiplantae, Streptophyta, Magnoliopsida, Poales, Poaceae. Gene Ontology annotation, biological process: endoplasmic reticulum to Golgi vesicle-mediated transport. The record is from RefSeq and is a predicted model, not a curated record. Gene Ontology annotation, cellular component: trans-Golgi network; membrane.
GAUCCACCUCGCCGACACCGCCAGUCCACGCCGCCGACGCCGCCGCCGCCGCCAUGUCGCACAACUACGGGGACACGAUCCCGCUGAACGCGUCGUCGGCGCAGUCCGACAUGGACGAGAUCGAGAGCCUCAUGUACGACGCGCCCUCCUCCACCGCCACCGUGCUCCCCGCGCGCCCGCCCUCCCCGCCGCGCGCCUCCAUCCCCAUCUCCAGCUCCCCUCCCCCGCCCUCCUCCAAGCCGCCGCUCCCGACCUCCUCCAUCCCCAUCUUCGUGCCGCAGGCGCCGCCCUCCGCCGCCAACGCCCCGCCAGCGUCCGUCUCCGUCGCCAUCGCGUCCGACGGCUUCGGGGCCCCGCCCAACACGCUCACCGAGCCCGUCUGGGACACCGUCAAGCGCGACCUCGCGCGCAUCGUCAGCAACCUCAAGCUCGUCGUCUUCCCCAACCCCAACCGCGAGGACCCCGGCAAGGCGCUCAGGGACUGGGACCUCUGGGGCCCCUUCUUCUUCAUCGUAUUCCUCGGCCUCACGCUAUCCUGGUCCGCCACCGUGAAGAAGUCUGAAGUAUUUGCUGUUGCAUUCGCUGUCCUGGCAGCUGGGGCUAUAAUUUUGACACUAAAUGUUCUGCUUCUGGGUGGGCACAUCAUCUUCUUCCAAAGUCUAAGUCUUCUGGGGUAUUGUUUGUUUCCCCUGGAUGUUGGAGCCCUAAUUUGCAUGCUGAAGGACAAUGUCAUACUAAAGACCAUCGUUGUGACAGUCACAUUGGCGUGGAGCUCCUGGGCUGCCUACCCAUUCAUGAGCGCUGCAGUUAACCCAAGGAGGAAGGCUCUGGCACUAUACCCUGUAUUCCUCAUGUAUAUCUCAGUGGGGUUCCUCAUAAUUGCCAUAAAUUAAUCCUUGGGGUCAGCAACUGUAGUUACAUCUGAAAUGUUGAGAAUCUUCCUCAUUGAACAAGCGGAAUACAGACAUGUUUUAAUAGACACUAUCCCCCCUAAGGAGUCGUUGCUCGUUGUUUUGUUGAGAUUUUGGCCUUCACAUGACCAAGAGGCAUAAGGCUGUAAAAUUAGUUGAAAAGUCUAUAAGGGUUGACUGUUGUAAAGGGCAUCUUGGCUUUGGACCACGUAAUUGACUAUAUAUCAAACUUUCUUCAAACA